Molecule: messenger RNA, 2187 nt
Organism: Octodon degus (degu)
Lineage: Eukaryota; Metazoa; Chordata; Mammalia; Rodentia; Octodontidae
Gene: Cdk5
Product: cyclin dependent kinase 5
Exons: 12
Coding region: 93-971 (292 amino acids)
Biological process (GO): protein phosphorylation; synaptic vesicle transport; neuron apoptotic process
Cellular component (GO): nucleus; cytoplasm
Molecular function (GO): cyclin-dependent protein serine/threonine kinase activity; ATP binding
Source: RefSeq, a predicted model, not a curated record
GCAGGCCCGGAGGCUGGGGUGCCGCCUCCUCUGCAACGCCGGGGCCGAAGUCUUAGAACCCAGGGCCCGCAGGGGUCCCGGCGGCCGCCGCGAUGCAGAAAUACGAGAAACUGGAGAAGAUUGGGGAAGGCACCUAUGGAACAGUGUUCAAGGCCAAAAACCGAGAGACCCAUGAGAUUGUGGCUCUGAAGCGUGUGAGGCUGGACGACGAUGAUGAGGGUGUGCCCAGCUCAGCCCUCCGGGAGAUCUGCCUACUUAAGGAGCUAAAGCACAAAAACAUUGUCAGGCUUCAUGAUGUCCUUCAUAGUGAUAAGAAGCUGACUUUGGUUUUUGAGUUCUGUGAUCAGGACCUGAAAAAAUAUUUUGACAGCUGCAAUGGUGACCUCGAUCCUGAAAUUGUGAAGUCAUUCCUCUUCCAGCUGCUGAAAGGCCUGGGAUUUUGUCACAGUCGCAACGUGCUGCACAGGGACCUGAAGCCCCAGAACCUACUCAUAAACAGGAAUGGGGAGUUGAAAUUGGCUGACUUCGGCUUGGCACGAGCUUUUGGAAUCCCGGUUCGCUGCUACUCAGCCGAGGUGGUCACACUGUGGUACCGUCCACCGGAUGUCCUCUUCGGGGCCAAGCUGUACUCCACGUCCAUUGACAUGUGGUCAGCCGGCUGCAUUUUCGCAGAGCUGGCCAAUGCUGGGCGGCCUCUUUUCCCUGGCAACGAUGUGGAUGACCAGCUGAAGAGGAUUUUCCGGCUGCUGGGGACACCAACUGAGGAGCAGUGGCCCGCCAUGACCAAGCUGCCGGACUAUAAGCCCUACCCAAUGUACCCAGCCACAACGUCCCUGGUGAAUGUGGUGCCCAAGCUCAAUGCCACAGGGAGGGACUUGCUGCAGAACCUCCUGAAGUGUAACCCUGUCCAGCGCGUCUCAGCAGAGGAGGCCCUGCAGCACCCCUACUUCUCCGACUUCUGUCCCCCUUAGGCCCCAGGCCCUGGCUGCCAGGCUGGGGCCUGGCCUAUUUAAGCUCCAUGAGGAGGGGGAGGGCGGGUGGGGGGUUGCUGAUGUCCCACUGCGCUGGGCCCAGCCAGGGUGGAGCUGCCCUAGUCAGAGGUCAUUGCUCCUCUCCAUAGACUUGAUUUAAUUCCAGAAACUGGCUCCUUUCCCACAGUCUGAGGUGGUAGGGUGUCCAGGAAGGGGGCCGGGAGCUAUGUUCCACUUAGCAUCCUCUGCAGCCCUGCUUCCAGCUCAGGCACCCCCAAUUGUCCACACCCUGCCCCCAGACUGUAAGAGACCUGAGUCCAGAGGCUGCAGGCCUUGACCUUUGACCCCCUUCCUGGAGUCAGGGCCCUCCUGGGGACAGGGCCUUGUUGCCCCCACCGCUUUCUGCAUUUGACCCUCUGGGAGCAAAUAUAGGCCUCUGAUCAGGGACCAACAAGGGCUGUCCUGUCCUUGUGGCUGUCUGCAUCUCUGCCCUGUCCCCAAAAACCUGCAAGAAAGACCCAAGGAUCUGGUUCUACCAGGAAUAACCCUGUUCCCCUCUGCCAGUUUUCCAGUGGCCGAGGCAUAGAGAAAAAGAGAAAGGGGUCUGGGGCCAAGGCCUGGGGUGUCUUUCCUGGCAGGAGGGGAAAGGAGAACUCCAUGGUCCCUUCUCAAGCUGGGUCCUUUUACUCUUGCGGGGAGGUUGGGGAUGUAAGAACUAUUCUCCUGGAAUGCUGGGAACAGUGGCAUUUGGAGGCCGAGGCGGGAGGACUGCUGAGAGUUUGAGGCCAGCCUGGGCUACAUAGCAAGACUGUCUCAAACAAAAGACUGUUCCCAUGGAGACAGGCCACAUUUCACGCCUGGUCCUACAUGUAAGAAGACGAAUCAUGGCCUUGAAGGAGGAUCCUAGUUUGUGUUCUUAGAAAUGGAAGAGCCAGACCAGACGUGGUGGCACAUGCCUGUAAUCCCAGCAUGGGGAGUGAAAACAGGAGGGUCACUACGCGUCCGAGCUGCGUGGUGAGACCCUGUAACAGAUACAUUAAAAAAAAUCAGAAAUGGAAGAGCCCCUCGCCUUCUCCCCUGCUUGCUGGGCUCUGGGUGGGAGCCCCCUUUCAGCUGUGCCCCGAUAGUGCACUUAGCACUCACUGACCAGACUCUGCCUCCCCUUGAGCUCUGGCCCUGGGGAGAGGGUCGUCUUCUCUGAGAUCCCCAUAAACUC